AUAGUUUACUUUCCGGGUUUGAGCGAUAACUUGAUCACGUUGGUGGGGCGGAGCGUAGAGGAGGAUGGACGGAACUCAAAUUAGAAUUUUGGCGGGUGAUUGAGAAAGAAAAGAGCAGUAAGCGCGGGCGGGCGUAGACUUUAAAGGUGAGAUUUAAAAGCCUGUCCGCUAACGUCAGUAUUCCUUCAGCCGGACAUCAGUACCAGAUGUGAAUCCAGGUGAGGGGAAAGCACCUAGUAAAGGUCUCAUUUCGUAUUAUUGCUCUUGCAUUUUUCUUGGACACAAGAAGAACUCUUAAGUCUCUGCUGGUGAAAAUAUGGAUGGUGAUGAUGACUUAGACCUGUUAGCCUCCCUGUUGGAAGAGAAUGAGGCAGCUGUAGAGCAGGAGUCUGAAGAGAAUGGAGUUAAUGUGGCUGCAGAUGGAGAGCCAGAUGAGUAUAAUGAGCUCUUUGAUGCAGAAGAUGAUGAAUCCUACACUGAGGAUGUGGACGCUGAUGAGGGAGAAUCCAGUGACCACAAAGAGAAUGUGGCUGAGUUGUUUGGAGAUGUGGGUGACCUGUCAGAGGAGGAGGAGGAGGAGAAAGCUGUGCAGGGAACACCUCAUUCUCUAGCUGCUGAUCAGGCAAAGGAGAAGACCAAUCAACAUCUGCAAGGUGAGUUGAGGAAGUUGCAAGAACAAAUGAAGAAACUACAGGAACAGCUACAGAUGACAGCAAUAGAACAGUCUGCUAAUACUGCCCCUAGCAAGAAAAGUUCUGGCAAAUCUCCUGCUGCCCCCUUAAAGGAAAGGAAGCUUCAUGAGUCACCUUCUUUCUUGGCCCAGCUCAACUGUCCUGCGCAGCCUCCACCCAAAGGCCAUGGCCAGAAGACGAAACCUUCACUGUCGGAGAAUAAAAGCCAUGCUUCAAAGCCAGCUUCAGGUUUGUUGCCUCAGCCUCUUAAGUCCGUGACUGGGAACAGACCUGAUGUAGGCAUCAGUCUGAGAUCUCAACUGCCAAAAAGCGCUGGUGUAAAUAAUCAAGAUGUCUCUUUUGAAACCUUCUCUGGGCUCAGGUUAAGAAAACCCCGUAUAUCCUCAGUUGAGAUGGAAAGAAAAAUGACAGGCCGGAAGUUUAUUAGACUUUCCCAAUUGCAAGACAAACUUGCUUCAAUGAAUCUUGAGGAAACAGACUGGGUAACAUUUGGAGUCAUCAUUAAGAAAGUUACUCCUCAGAGCUCCAAUAAUGGGAAAACCUUCAGCAUCUGGCGACUGAAUGACCUACGUGACUUCAGCAGAUGUGUCUCAUUGUUUCUGUUCGGUGAUGUUCACAAAGAUCACUGGAAGACAGACCAAGGCAUGGUCAUAGGGUUACUCAAUGCUAAUCUCAUGAAACCAAAAGAAGGAUCGGAUGAGGUGUGCAUAUCUGUUGAUCAUCCCCAAAAGAUCUUACUUUUGGGUGAGGCCAUGGACUUGGGAACCUGUAAAGCUAGGAAGAAAAAUGGUGAGCCCUGUACACAGAUGGUUAACCUGAACGAAUGUGAAUAUUGUCAGUAUCAUGUACAAUCCCAGUACCGACGGCUCAGUUCAAAGCGGGCAGAGCUGCAGUCUACCUUCUCGGGCUCGCGGGCUCCAAAAAGGACAGCAAAGAAGAACCUCGGUUUGAAAGAAAGGCUUUGUCAAGAUGGCUUUUACUACGGAGGGGUUUCCUCAGCAGCUUAUGCAGCUUCAGCUGCGGCAGCUGCUGCUCCAAAGAAGAAAAUCCAAACCACCCUGUCCAAUUUGGUGGUGAAAGGAGUUGAUGCCGUUGUGCAGGAAGCCAAGCAAAAGCUAGGCUUGUCAAAGCAACCUUUGCCAUGUUCAGAGGAAUUCAAAGAACUACUGUCAAUGCCCUCUUUUGGAGCACGGAACCUAAACAAACAUCUAGCCAAAGCCAGUGCGCCAGUGUCAGUUGGGAAGCAAAGCCCGGCUUUCCAGUCCAUCCCUGCGUCAGCUCUGCUUAAGCAACAGAAGCACCAAAUGCUGGAAGCAAGGAAAAGGAGAUCUGAAGAGAUGCAAAAGAGGUUUCUUCAAAAUACAAGCAGUGUGAACAUGCCAGCAGUACCGUCUUCCGCAGAACCAUGUGUGCUACGGUCUCCAACUCCAGGGGCUGAGUUUCCCAAAGCUGCCAAAUUAUCAAGCCCCCAAACUCCCAGACUUGGCACAGGCUUCUCUGAAGGAGAUGAUGUUCUCUUUUUUGAUGAUGUGACUCCUCCAGCACCCAAACUGAAUGGCUUGGCAGAAGCUAAGAAGAUGGCAGCUAUAAAUAAACUGCGUACAAAAGGCCGGGUUCUCGCUAAAGUGGACCCAAACAGCAUAAAACGGAAACGAUCUGAUCUUAAUAUUCUGGAGAUUUGCGAGAAAGUUGAGAAAAAUAUCCCUCUAUCUGAAGACGUUGAUGCAGCAGAACCUGCCCCAAAAAAACGGCGCCAGCAGCUUGCAUACUUGGAGUCCGAUGAAUUUCAAGAGAUCUUGAAUGCUAAAUCCAAGCAUAUGGGUGUCCUUAAGGAGUUUGAAGCUGAGCUGCAGGAACGCUAUUUUGAGCCCUUGGUGAAAAAGGAACAAAUGGAAGAGAAAAUGCGGAGUAUCAGAGAAGUGAAGUGCCGUGUUGCAACCUGCAAAACAUGUAAAUAUACCUAUUUCAAACUCCUGGAUUCGUGUGUGGAACAAAAUCACGAUUAUCACUGGCAUGAUGGUGUCAAGCGAUUUUUCAAGUGUCAGUGUGGAAACAGAGCAAUAUCUCUUGAUAAGCUGCCAAAAAAACACUGCAGCAAUUGUGGUCUAUUUAAAUGGGAACGUGAUGGAAUGCUCAAGGAGAAGAAAGGUCCCAAGAUCGGCGCGGAAACUCUUUUGCCAAGAGGGGAAGAACAAGCCAAAUUCCUCAACAGCAUGAAAUAACUAUGAAAAGUUCUUUCUCUCCUUUGCACUUGCCUUUUGAAUUUGUCUCCUGUUUCUAGUAAGGUGCAGUGGGUCAGAGUUUCAAAAUGAAGGACAAGUUCCUUCUGAAAGACACAGCAGUCAUAACUCCACUUACCUAGGAGUAAGCCCCAUUGGAUUCAGUGAGGUAGAUGUGGUUAGGAUUGCAGCCUUAGUUACCUAACCAUCUUUCCUCUGUGGAGUCUGAAUGAUCAUUUGCUUUGGGCUUUCUUUAUUCAGUCUGAAAUGCUGAAUGGGUGAACCUGAUCAUAAUUUAGGAUUUACCCUUCAUUUGAUUUCAGAAGAGGUACCUAUUUUCUUAGAUCACACAUUGUAUGUUUUCCUUGAAAUGGAAGUGUAAUAGAAGCACUUUCUCAGAAAGUUUCUGCAGAUAUGGUUGUGGCCACAUCCAGCUCUAUUAAUCUGAAACUACCUCAGCAGCGCCACAAAAAACAUUUACCAGGCUUUGUCUAGAGAGCAAGGUUUCACAGUACCUGGAAAGAUGAUGUUUCUCAACUAUCUGUAUUGAAAAUAAUUCUUUCUAGGACUAGCACCAAACUGUGGCUACUUGUACUUUGUCUUGGUAAUAUGCUCACCACACUAAUGCAUCUUCCCAAAUACACACCUGGAAUAAUUAUCAUUCAAAGUCUUACUUUUCCUAAUGAAGAAGAAAGAAGUAUUUUGUGAUUUAAAUAAGACAAAUUACCUUGUUUUAAUGCAUUUGGUUUUCAAACUUUUGCCCUAGCUUAACAUUUAAAAAUUAUUCAAGUUUGUAUCAUGCCCAGAUGCUUUUAUCAGUAGUUUGGAGGGUGCAGAAUGUUUCAGAGAGUGAACUGUCUACUCUAAAACAUCAUUUUCUGUGAAAACUCAGCAAGAAGCAAGGGGAUCUCCAAAAUUAGAACAUAACAGUCAUGUGAAAUGGAACUAAAACUUCAUAAACAAUGGAUAAGCUCAGAAAAAAAUCCUGAGUUGUCUCUCCUAUCUUCCCUUGUGGCAUAAUUUGGAUUGGUAGCUUGAGCUGUGAAUUUGCAAAAAUCUUACCCAUGUAUAUUUCACCACUUACUUUGUAUCCCUUCAGGUUUGCCCAUAUUUACAAUUAAUAUCAAAAUUGUUUCCUUUUGUUACUUGUGACUUCAGUGACUCAACAAGGUAUAACUGCUUGGUAUGUUACUGGAAUUUCUUGAGGACUACAGUGUUGUGAUUAAAAAUCUUACCUAGUUGUCUUGGAACCUUAUGUAUAUGCUGCAUAGUAAAUGUAUGGAAUGGGCCGAAACAGGCCAGUAUGUAAUAUUACAAUAAACAAUGAUAAAAAUCUG
Messenger RNA from Rhineura floridana, 4248 nucleotides. It is a transcript of the gene MCM10, whose product is annotated as minichromosome maintenance 10 replication initiation factor. The transcript is spliced from 21 exons. Gene Ontology annotation, biological process: DNA replication initiation; DNA replication. The record is from RefSeq and is a predicted model, not a curated record. Gene Ontology annotation, cellular component: replication fork protection complex; nucleus. NCBI's taxonomy places the organism in Eukaryota, Metazoa, Chordata, Lepidosauria, Squamata, Rhineuridae. Bases 317 to 2914 code for a protein of 865 amino acids. Gene Ontology annotation, molecular function: DNA replication origin binding; single-stranded DNA binding.